This is a messenger RNA of Effrenium voratum, 405 nucleotides long. Lineage: Eukaryota; Dinophyceae; Suessiales; Symbiodiniaceae. The record is from the annotation of a GenBank genome assembly.
AUGAAGCUCGCUGUGGUCCUGCUCUGCCUGGGGGUGGCCGCGCAGCAGCCACCCAAGCCUGCGCGGGAGAUGCUGGAGGAGCGAGAGGAGGCCCAGGGCCAGCUGGUGGCCUGCCGCCUGGAGGGCCGCAGCAGCGAGGAGUGCCGCCAGGCCUUCCAAACCUCCACGGGCACGGCGCCGGACGCGGUGAAGGAACGCCUGGAGCUGGAGAAGGGCGCGCCCCUGGCGCUGCUGGGCACCCUGGAGAACUGCACCCGGGACGCGAAGCUCGCGGAGCUGAACGUCAGCUUCGCGGACUGCACGAUGCGGGUCAAGGCGCUGCUGGAGCGCCUCAAGAACCAGACGGUGACGCCGGAGGAGCUGAGCCGGGAGAUCCGGAAGAGAUCGCGGGGGAGAAGGCCAUGA